CCAUCCAUCCAUCCAUCCAUCCAUCCAUCCAUCCAUCCAUCCAUCCAUCCAUCCAUCCAUCCAUCCAUCCAUCCAUCCAUCCAUCCAUCCAUCCAUCCAUCCAUCCAUCCAUCCAUCCAUCCAUCCAUCCAUCCAUCCAUCCAUCCAUCCAUCCAUCCAUCCAUCCAUCCAUCCAUCCAUCCAUCCAUCCAUCCAUCCAUCCCAGGCACAGGACAAGCGCCAUGCCAUGAAAAUGCCUUGUUUGUCACCCCUGGGACAAGGAGCCUGCCAUUUCUCCGUGGGGACUGGCACCUGCAUGGAUCAUGUCCUGCAGAGAUCAGCCACUCUUGCUCCUUAAAACUGACCAUUCCAGGAAUAGUUUUGGCCUAGAUAAUUCAAACCUUCAUUCCUCCCUGUGUCUCCAGGGUAAAACCAAGCUGUUGUGUGGUUUGGGGCAUGUCCAGACAAAAUGGGUCUCUGGGAGCAUUCACUUAGGCUGGGGUUGGGCUCUGUGUGCUGAAUGUGUCUGAAUACUUAGAGGCAGAAUGGCCCCAUUAUUUAAGAAUAAUCCUUUAUUUAAGAAAACAACUAUUAAAAUAUUGAGGGAUGCCUUGAGGUGAUAAGGUGCAGAGGUCUACUGAGCCUGUCUUCUUGCAGCAGAAGGGAUUGACAGUUCUUCUAAAGCAUUCUGUGGUCUGGAUCUGCCUUCAGGAUGAUUUGGGUGUGUGUGAUUUGUUUGCCCCACAAAACAUCAUUCAGAGUUGCCAUUUUGGGGACAGUACCUAAAUUAAUAAAUGGACUGUUGCUGCACCCAUUAAACUGGACAGAAAAGGUGCAGCAGGAGGAUGCCAGCUCAGGAAGGGCCUCCAGGCAGGCAGGGUGAUGUGCUUUGGAAAACCACCAGAUAUAAAGCAGCCUCAGUUUAAAUUAAAGAACAAGAAGGAAGAUUGGUGUGGGGGCUGCAUGGAGCCUGCUCACUGCCCAUGGGCUCCUCUGCCUUUCUCCUGCCACCUCAUCUCCAAGGACAGGAGAUUGCCCCACUCCCAUCCCCCUAACAGGCCUGGGGCCAAAAAUUUAGGAAAUCCUGAUGAAAUCUUGCCUGCAGGUGUGUCUUGAAACUCUUUUUGCAGAAGCUGGGCUGCAAAUUCCUGUCAGAGGUUGGUACCAGCUAUGGCUGAGGGUCUUCCCUGGCUUUGGGAAGGGUUUUGGAGGAAGGCUUGAAGCCUUGCUUGCUCCCUUUGGAGAGUGGAAACCACAAGUGUGGCCAUACCAUGCUGUAAAUUGAGAUGUUAUCUUCUCAAAACAGUGUAAAGCCUGAGCCAGAUCUGCUGCAUUUUGGCCAUGUCUGAAAAAGCUUCUAGAGUGACAGAAGUCAGAUCAAACUUGGUGGUUAAAAACUCCUUUUAGGUGGGCUUUAAACCUUCAAAAGAUCCCCUCUGUGUCCCAGCUGGAGUACACUGGUGAUGAUCAUGGUACCACAGGAUUGUUUGAAUUGGAAAAGAUGUUAAAAACCAUCCUGUUCCAACCCCCUGCAAUGUGCAGGGAACCCUUGAUGCAUCAUGGCUGCUUAAUUAGUGCUGGAAAAGACUCCUCCCUCAUCAUUGUCCACUCUCCCAUUUCAAAGUGAGGUGUAAUAAAUCCAUUACAGGCGCUGUUGGGUUAUUUGAUUUUCUGUCUUGAAAAAUCGUAUUUAUAUUGCAAAAGAACCUCAGUGUGGUGGAUUUUUUCCCCUCAGUUUAGUGGUUUUUUCCCCAAUCCCCAUCUUCUGCAGUGAUGUGAUUACAGGAGCUGCUCAGGUUUCUCACUAGGGAAGUCUUUAUAAAUCCCUACAAAGGGCUCGCUUUCUGGUGAAUAAUCUAGGAGUCUGAAUAGUGAAUAAGCACUAAAGCCCCAGAAAACCAAAGAAAAGCAAAACAAAAGGCAGCCAAGCAGAGCAGGAGGCUGUGGGAAGAGCUCAGGCUCUGCCUGAAGCACACUGUGUCUUGCCAAAGGCCAAAUUUGGAGAGUAGUAGUGAAAGUGCAAUUUCUCACUGUCUUGCCUCUAACACCUGCUCAGGGUCCAAAGGUGGCUGCUGGACCUGAGGUAUAAAACUGUGCUCGCAGUUCUUAGGGCAAAAUGAGAAAUGUGGUGGUGGUUUGGGAAAGGAUUAUUGCAUAAAAAUCCACUGAAACUCUUCUCCAGGCAUGCCAGGUGUCUCAUCGUUUUCAGCUUCUGCCUGGGACUUUCCUUCAUCUCGGGAUUCUUCCAUAUGAGGAGUAAGAGUUACAGAAUCUCAAAGAGCCACGAGGAGCUGCUGAUCCCUCCCACGCCGUGCCAUGCCAGGACAAACGUCAUGUUCCUCAAAACCCACAAGACUGCCAGCAGCACUGUGCUCAACAUCAUGUUCAGGUUUGCAGAGAGGUACAACCUCACUGUCGCCCUCCCUGCUGACCAGCUCUUCCACCUGGGCUACCCAAGGACUUUCGUGGCCCACUUUGUGGAGGGCUUUGAAACCAUAGGCCAAAAUUACAACAUCAUGUGCAAUCACCUGCGGUUUAACCCCUUGGAGGUCAAAAAGGUGAUGGCAGCCAACACCUUCUACUUCUCCAUCCUGAGGAACCCCAUUCCUCUGCUGGAGUCUUCCUACAUCUACUACAAGGACUAUGUGCCUGCCUUCAGGAGCUCCAAGGACGUGAACGAGUUCCUGGAGUCACCCACAAAGUAUUACCACCCAGCAGACUACAGGAAAAACAUCUAUGCCAGGAAUAUCAUGUGGUUUGACUUCGGCUACGACAACAACGCCGAGGAUGACACCAACUACACCCAGGCUGUCCUGGAGGAGAUCGAGCAGAACUUCCACCUCAUCCUGAUAGCAGACUACUUUGAUGAGUCCAUGAUCCUCUUGAAGCACACUUUGUGCUGGGAUCUGGAUGAUGUGAUUUACUUCAAGCUCAAUUCCAGAAGCCAGGACACCGUCCAGACGUUGACUCCGGAAAGUGAGGAGCAGAUAAAAGCCUGGUGCUCGCUGGACUGGAAGCUCUACCUGCACUUCAACCAGAGCUUCUGGAGGAGAAUUGAGGAGACCAUCGGGCUGGAGGUGCUGGAAAAGGAGGUGGAUCACCUGCGGACCAGACAGAAGGAGCUCAUGGAGACUUGUCUCUCAGAGCAGGAGGCGGUGAGGAAGGAUCACAUCAGGAAUAAAGCUCUCCUGCCUUUCCAGUCAGGGGCUGCAAAUAUCCUGGGUUACAACCUCAAACAAGGCUUGGACAACACCACUCUGAGAGCCUGCCAGAAAAUGGUCGUACCAGAGCUCCAGUACACCUCCUACCUUUAUGCUGUGCAACACCCGCACAAGAAGAGGAAAGAUGUGGGAUUGCCAUUGCUGUGGACCAGUCUCCAGGAGAAGAUGCAGCUCCCAGGGUCCAACUAAGACAUGUGGCAACCCACUGUGGCUUCCCACUGCUUUGCAUCGCCCCUUGUCUGACAUGGAACUGGCCCACAGGACCCUUGUGCAUGAGGGGGAGGCAGUGGGGGCUUUGUUCAGGGACACCAAGCUGGUGGCUGGUCUCUUUUUGGGGACCUUGAGCCAAAGGCUUUGCAUUGUCCAGGUCCUGGGUGAUCCCACCUGCCUGCUGCUGGCUGGAGGGAGCCAGGCUGGCUGCAGCUGGCCAAGACAUUCCAGCCUCUUAAUCAUUAAUCAGGAGCGUGAUCAUUUGCCUUCAUUUGAUUUUAUUUGAUAUCCAUCAUUGCAUCA
Messenger RNA from Serinus canaria (Common canary), 3713 nucleotides. RefSeq names its product galactose-3-O-sulfotransferase 2 (gene GAL3ST2). Gene Ontology annotation, biological process: glycolipid biosynthetic process; glycoprotein biosynthetic process. Lineage: Eukaryota; Metazoa; Chordata; Aves; Passeriformes; Fringillidae. The transcript has 3 exons. The record is from RefSeq and is a predicted model, not a curated record. Gene Ontology annotation, cellular component: membrane. Gene Ontology annotation, molecular function: galactosylceramide sulfotransferase activity. The coding region runs from base 2103 to 3389 and encodes 428 amino acids.